Molecule: messenger RNA, 2008 nt
Organism: Chelmon rostratus (copperband butterflyfish)
Lineage: Eukaryota; Metazoa; Chordata; Actinopteri; Chaetodontiformes; Chaetodontidae
Gene: tat
Product: tyrosine aminotransferase
Exons: 11
Coding region: 1-1428 (475 amino acids)
Biological process (GO): aromatic amino acid metabolic process; biosynthetic process
Molecular function (GO): L-tyrosine:2-oxoglutarate transaminase activity; pyridoxal phosphate binding
Source: RefSeq, a predicted model, not a curated record
AUGGAUAACAAGUCGUACUUGGUUCAGAUGAAUGGGAAUGGAGUCCACGGAAAAAGCACCAUCAAUGGCAAAAGCCUGAAUGGGACCGGAGUCAAUGGCAAAGGAGUGCAUGGGAACGGCAUCCACCACGUCAGUGUGAAUGGCAGUUUGUAUCCGGCCAAAGCCAAGAGCCGCAGGCAGAGAUGGGACGUGAAGUCCUCAGAGAUGGCCAAAAACACACUCAAUCCCAUCAGGGCCAUUGUGGACGGGAUGAAAAUCACCCCGAACCCAGACAAACCCAUGAUUGCACUCUCCAUAGGGGAUCCCACUGUGUUUGGAAACCUGCCUACAGAUGAUUCAGUGCUUCAGGCCAUGAAAGAUGCCAUAGACUCCCAAAAAUACAACGGCUAUGCUCCCUCUGUUGGUUACCUGAAGAGCCGGCAGGCAGUGGCCAACUUCUACAGCUGCCCCGAGGCUCCCCUAGAGGCAGAGGAUGUGAUUUUGACCAGCGGCUGCAGUCAGGCCAUUGACCUGGCUAUCAGUGUUCUGUGUAACCCGGGGGACAACAUCCUGGUCCCAUGCCCAGGCUUCUCCUUAUAUAAGACUUUGGCUGUCUCCAUGGGCAUUGAGGUCAAACUCUACAACCUGCUGCCAGACAAGUCAUGGGAGGCUGACCUGCAACACCUGGAGAGCCUGAUUGACGAGAGGACAUCCUGUCUGAUCGUUACCAAUCCAUCCAACCCAUGUGGCUCCGUCUUCACCAAGGAACACCUACAGAAGAUCAUCAAAGUGGCCUCCAGACACUGUGUCCCCAUUCUGGCUGAUGAAAUCUACAGUGAUAUGGUUUUCCCAGGUUCCGCCUGUCCGUCCAUGGCGUCUCUCAGCAGUGACGUUCCCAUCCUUUCCUGCGGCGGCUUGGCUAAACGCUGGCUGGUCCCCGGUUGGAGGAUGGGAUGGAUCCUCAUCCAUGACAGGAAUGACAUAUUUGGAUCUGAGAUUCGUCAGGGUCUGGUGAAACUGACCCAGCGUAUUCUGGGAGCCUGCAGCAUCGUUCAAGGUGCCCUGGAGAGCAUCCUCAACAACACACCUCAAAGCUUCUACAACAACACCAUCAGCUUCCUAAAGUCCAACUCAGAGAUCUGUUACAAUGAGCUGUCGACCAUCCCCGGCCUGAACCCCGUCAUGCCUUCAGGGGCCAUGUACCUCAUGGUGGGGAUUGACAUGGACCGCUUUCCAGAUUUUAAGAACGAUGUGGACUUCACUGAACGGCUGGUGACCGAGCAGUCUGUCUUCUGUCUACCUGCCUCAGCGUUUGAGUAUCCGAACUUCUGUCGCAUUGUGGUGACGGUGCCGGAGGAGAUGAUGGUGGAGGCUUGUGCUCGAAUCAGGGAGUUUUGCCAGCGCCACUAUCGGCCCAGCAGCCGCGACAGCAAUGAUCUGGACCAGUGAUGCAGCAGAGAGGCACCAGACCGACAGCAUGGACCGUGUGGAGAGCAAAGCCUGGAGGAAGAACCAAUUGAUUGUCACACACGCAGAGCUGAAGUCAGCUUUGAAAUUUUAUUCCACCGCAUUAUGAAGUUAGAGGUGUAAAAAUCUGAUAUCAAAACUGUGUUAAUAGUCACCACUGUGGCAACAAAAAGCUUGGAAGCAAGCUAUCUGAUGGUCCAUUGAUGGUGUAAUUUUUGAUGUAAACCAUAUGAAAUGAGCAGACCUAAUAUUUAUAUUUUAUACAGGAAACUUAUAUUAACCUCCACUUGUCUUUGUGUAUUUAUAUAAUUUGUGUAACGCUUUGUAUAUCUAUGUAAUGUAACGUCUUUUAUAUCAACUGCAGGAUGGUAGACUCUACUGUAUACUGUACACACCAGCUGGCUUCUUUGUGGUCAUAAUUAGGGAAAGCAGAUUUUGUAUUUGAACAUCCAUUUUAGGAAAUGUUAUGAACUGAUAAUCAUCUGCAUACUUUGCUAGAAAACAAUUCUCUUCAUCAGAACAUUCUUGUAUAUUUUUUAUGUAUAUUAAUUGUGUGUCACAU